AUGGUUGGUGCUGAUGGCGUCCAACAACCAACAGAAGGUGCUACAAACAAAGUGGAUGGAACAACACGGAAUGUGCAUGAGCCACCUCCGAAAAACACGGAGGGUGGUGAUGAUGUGUGUGGUUCUUUGGAGGACUGGCUGCACCCUCUACCAGCAUUUGACGAAUUAGAGCUGCCCCCACACAUGUGUGCUAUAUUCAACAAGCAUAAAGACAUCCAUGCUGCAGAACUUAAAGGUGCAUUGAGCUCAUUUGGGAGUUUGUUGGAGGGAAUCUACCUCAAAAGAAUGGGCCUGAUGUUGUCUGAAGCAUCCAAAGCUGGAUUUAGGAGUGACGAAGCGAAACAUGAUGUCACUUUUCAUGCAGCAGCAGCUCCCGCUCCUGGCAUGUGCAAAGCAACUGCUAAUGACUCGUCUCCGCAACAGCAGAAGAAACGGGAUACUAAUACAGGAACUGUCAAUGCAUCUGUCACAAUUUCAUCUCCACAGCAGCCCAAGCAGCCUAACAACUUGGAACAAGAAGCAUGUAUUGAUGAUACAAUAGAGGAGGCACAGGUUGGAGUCAGCAGCGGGCAAGGCCAUGAUCAGAAGCAUCCUACACUUAAGAAAGCUGCACCGACCGAAACAACCGCAGCAAAGUUGCCAAAAAUGAAGAAGAAAAAAAUUGAUGCAAUGGAUGAUGCGAUAUACCAGAGGUACUGUUGUACCAAUUAUAAGAUAAAGGACCCACCCCGAGGCGAGCCACUCCCUUCGUUCAUAAGGAUAGGUGGUUUCGAUAUUUCAUUCAAACAUUUCAGCAACGGGCUCAAAAAGCGGGCUCAUGUGAACAAUGAGGUGAUGUCACUCUAUAUUGAAAGUUUCAACAUUGAGCACAUGUACAGUUCAAGCAAGCCAAGGAAGUUUGCAUUCUCACCAAAUGUUGCGUCAAAACUCUGUGUGGACCCAAGUUCAUUCAAUACAAAUUCCUGCACGAAAUAUUUGAAAAGGGCCUGUGAGAAGAACGACAUUGCCAAAGCUGAUCAAAAACUAAGGCAAUUGUUUCUGCAACUAUGUUCAGAAACAACCAUCCACGCCACCAUCCAACCAUCGUGA
Messenger RNA from Hordeum vulgare subsp. vulgare (domesticated barley), 1089 nucleotides. RefSeq lists its product as uncharacterized. The record is from RefSeq and is a predicted model, not a curated record. The transcript has 6 exons. Bases 1 to 1089 code for a protein of 362 amino acids. Lineage: Eukaryota; Viridiplantae; Streptophyta; Magnoliopsida; Poales; Poaceae.